Callorhinus ursinus (northern fur seal) is the source of this 819-nucleotide messenger RNA. RefSeq names its product oligodendrocyte transcription factor 3 (gene OLIG3). The record is from RefSeq and is a predicted model, not a curated record. Gene Ontology annotation, molecular function: protein dimerization activity; DNA-binding transcription factor activity, RNA polymerase II-specific; E-box binding. Gene Ontology annotation, cellular component: nucleus. Lineage: Eukaryota; Metazoa; Chordata; Mammalia; Carnivora; Otariidae. Gene Ontology annotation, biological process: sensory organ development; positive regulation of transcription by RNA polymerase II; axon development.
AUGAAUUCUGAUUCGAGCUCUGUCUCCAGCAGAGCUUCAUCGCCGGACAUGGAUGAGAUGUAUCUGAGGGAACACCACCACCGCCACCACCACCACCAGGAGAGCCGUCUCAACUCGGUCUCCUCCACGCAGGGCGACAUGGUGCAGAAGAUGCCCGGGGAAAGCCUCUCGCGGGCUGGCGCCAAGGCCACGGGCGAAAGCAGCAAGUACAAAAUCAAGAAGCAGCUGUCGGAGCAGGACCUACAGCAGUUACGGCUGAAGAUCAACGGCCGCGAGCGCAAGCGGAUGCACGACCUAAACCUAGCCAUGGACGGGCUGCGCGAGGUCAUGCCCUACGCGCACGGGCCCUCGGUGCGCAAGCUCUCCAAGAUCGCCACUCUGCUGCUGGCCAGAAACUACAUCCUCAUGCUCACCAGCUCCCUGGAGGAGAUGAAGAGGUUGGUUGGCGAGAUCUACGGGGGCCACCACUCUGCCUUCCACUGCGGGACCGUGGGCCACUCCGCCGGCCACCCAGCACACGCCGCCAACGCCGUGCACCCGGUGCACCCCAUCCUGGGCGGCGCGCUCUCGUCCGGCAACGCCUCGUCCCCGCUGUCCGCCGCCUCGCUGCCGGCCAUCGGCACUAUUCGACCUCCCCACUCGCUGCUCAAGGCGCCCUCCACGCCGCCGGCGCUGCAGCUGGGCAGCGGCUUCCAGCACUGGGCCGGGCUGCCCUGCCCCUGCACCAUCUGCCAGAUGCCGCCGCCGCCGCACCUUUCCGCUCUCUCCACCGCCAACAUGGCUCGGCUGUCGGCCGAGUCCAAGGACUUGCUCAAGUGA